CAUUAUUCGGACUUGCAAGCGCUAGCGGUCUUCAGAAGAGCAGUUCACUUUGGCUGUGUCAUGCGUCUCGGCAGAUCCUCGCUCAUCUAGUAGGAUAUGGCAUCCUGCUUAUCUCGUUUGGCAUCCAUUUGAGCAGCCAUCCGAUUCCGCUUUCUACUCUCGUCCGAAAUGCGCGGAGCCAGAUUGCUGGCUUCCUGGGCCCCCAGGAUCACCACCAGGCGGGGAGCCCAGGUGAAUGGAAGCAUUCUUAAAGAGUUCUACUCUGGAGCUCAUGCAUAUCAAUCCGGAAUUGGUGUUUCCGGUGUUCUCCGCCGACAAUUCUCGGGGGUAACAAGUCCAUUGCGCAACAACCUUUCGCUGACAUCUGGACUGCCCUUCACUUACAAUAAUGGCUCACGAUUUUCUAUCAUACGGACGCAAUUAGCAGCACAAUCUCGGUCCUUCUCUUCUACGCAACGGUCAUUGGACGCUAAGCCUGCGGACGCAUCAACGCAAUCGUCUCAAACGAACAACAGCACGGCUCAGGACAAGGAAGAUGAAGAGAUAGACAAGGGCUUCGAGAUAUCGGAGAAAGGAGCACAAGCUGCGCAGGUCAAUCUUUCAGCCAAGCUGGCGAAAGAUGGUGCUAGCGGAAAGAAAGCCGGUUUCAAAGAGAUAUGGAGGCUCCUGCUUAUCGCGCGACCUGAAGCUAGGAAGCUCGGGUUUGCUUUCUUCUUCCUGCUCAUCUCCUCGUCAAUCACAAUGUCUGUUCCCUUCUCGAUUGGUAAAAUCAUGGAUGCAGCCUCCAAGCCUUCCGAGGAAGGUGGGGAUCAGCUCUUUGGAUUGAGCGUGCCGAUGUUUUAUGGUGCUCUGGCCGGUAUCCUUACCUUGGGUGCCGCUGCUAACUAUGGUCGCAUCGUCAUUCUCCGCAUCGUCGGUGAGCGCAUUGUCUCUAGACUUCGUUCGAAGCUGUUCCGCAACACCUUUGUUCAGGAUGCGGAGUUCUUCGAUGCGAACAGAGUAGGCGACUUGAUCUCUCGGCUUGGGUCUGACACCAUUAUUGUGGGCAAGAGUAUCACGCAGAACUUGUCGGACGGCUUGCGGGCAGCAGUUAGCGGUGCAGCAGGCUUUGGACUGAUGACUUAUGUCAGUCUCAAGCUCUCUAGCAUCUUGUUUCUGUUGCUGCCCCCCAUUGGACUUGGAGCCUUUUUCUAUGGUAGAGCGGUAAGGAACCUCAGCCGCAAGAUUCAAAGAAACCUCGGUACUUUGACCAAGAUCGCAGAAGAGCGUCUGGGCAACGUCAAGACCAGUCAGUCUUUUGCUGGUGAAAUUCUCGAAGUCAACCGGUACAACAACCAAGUGCGCAAGAUCUUCGAGCUUGGCAAGAGAGAGUCCCUGAUUAGUGCUACAUUCUUCAGUUCGACUGGCUUCAUGGGCAACAUGACGAUCUUGGCGCUGCUCUAUGUUGGAGGUGGCAUGGUUCAGUCUGGUGGCAUCACGCUCGGAGAGCUGACAUCAUUCUUGAUGUAUACUGCCUAUGCUGGUUCCAGCAUGUUCGGUCUCUCUAGCUUUUACUCCGAGUUGAUGAAAGGUGUCGGUGCUGCUAGUCGUCUCUUCGAGUUGCAGGACCGUCAGCCAUCGAUCUCCCCUACUAAGGGUAACAAAGUUGAAUCUGCCCGUGGCCCUAUCCGUUUCGAGAAUGUGAAUUUCAGCUACCCGACACGGCCUGCCGUUCCUAUCUUCAAGGAGCUGAACUUUGAGAUCCCGCAAGGGAAGAACGUUGCCAUUGUGGGGCCUUCAGGAGGAGGAAAGUCGACCAUUGCUUCGCUUCUGCUCCGAUUCUACAACCCAACAGGCGGGCGUGUCUUGAUUGGCGGUAAAGACAUCAGCGAGAUGAACGCCAAGUCCCUUCGCAGGAAGAUCGGUGUUGUCGCACAGGAGCCCGUCCUGUUCUCGGGAACAGUUGCUGAGAACAUUGCCUAUGGCAGGCCACGGGCGACAAGGUCUGAGAUUGUCGCAGCAGCCAGGAAGGCGAACUGCCAGUUCAUUAGCGACUUCCCGGAUGGCCUAGAUACUCAGGUUGGACCUCGCGGAGCUCAACUCUCCGGUGGACAAAAGCAACGUAUUGCCAUUGCACGUGCCCUCAUCAAGGAUCCCGAUAUCUUGAUCCUGGAUGAAGCAACUUCUGCCCUUGAUGCCGAAUCCGAGACAUUGGUUAACAGUGCCCUCGCUGCCCUUCUUCGUGGGAAUAACACGACAAUCAGCAUCGCUCACAGACUCUCUACCAUCAAGCGCUCUGACACGAUCAUUGUUCUCGCACCUGACGGAAAGGUGGCGGAGCAGGGAACAUAUGAGGAGCUCAGCGCUCGUCCUGAUGGUGCCUUCACGAAGCUGAUGGAGUGGCAGAUCAGUGGCGGCGAGAACACUCCGACCAACGCUUCCAUCAGCCCAGCGACAGAAGAGAAACUGUGGGAGUUGGAGAAAGAGGAAGCUGAAGCUCAAGCUGAAGCUCAAGCUGAAGCAGAUGCCGACGCUGAAGACGCAAGUGGCGAACGCGGUCAGCAGAAGCAGUAGGCUGGCCAAUCGUUUGGAUAGAUUCUGACCUUUCCCUUCUCCUUUUCUUUGUUAUCUUGUCUUGCGCGGUGUAGAGUAUAUAGCCUGUAUGGGGCACAUACACUUUGUCUAGACGGCUGGGCCACCAACUCUGGAUGUAUCUACUACGGGAUCUUUGACACACUCGCGUGGCCCAGCUCUGAUGAAUGGAUAGAUAAAAUAUAAUACCCAUCUCUACUUC
Messenger RNA from Aspergillus ibericus CBS 121593, 2773 nucleotides. It is a transcript of the gene mdr2, whose product is annotated as ATP-binding cassette permease mdr2. The transcript is spliced from 3 exons. Lineage: Eukaryota; Fungi; Ascomycota; Eurotiomycetes; Eurotiales; Aspergillaceae. Gene Ontology annotation, molecular function: ATP binding; ABC-type oligopeptide transporter activity; ATP hydrolysis activity. Bases 169 to 2553 code for a protein of 794 amino acids. The record is from RefSeq and is a predicted model, not a curated record. Gene Ontology annotation, cellular component: membrane. Gene Ontology annotation, biological process: transmembrane transport.